AAAGCCUGGGCGGGGGUGGGGUCUGUGGUGGGGAGAGAGAGAUCGCACAAGCGUCUACUGUAACCCGCAGCCUUUAGAGACGCCCCGUGUGAAAUGAAUUCGCCGCGUUUGCCACGACCACACUGAUAUUUGCAUGUAGCUCCUUAUGGCAGAGAGAGAUUACAGUCCUCGUUUCUCCUUUUAUAAAUAAAGGAUAGAUAUAAUCGACUUUUCCAUGGACCUGCAUUGGGGAUAAUUUUUUUUUGUCCUUUAAAAGAAAAAAAUAGGAAAAACAGCGGAGAUUCGUAAUACCUAAAAGAGAUUUAUUACACUAUAAAUGGUUGUGAUUUGCUAUUGAGAAAAAUAUUUGGUGCUUACCUUGCUUGUAGAUAUAUAUUGGGGUUUGCUGCAUCAUUUUCCGCCUUCACAUGACACUGUGAAGCAUAAUGACAUAUACAGACUGGGUUUCUACACUGUUCAACCAAAAUUGGCUAAUUUAUUGCUUAGUGAAUUUUCUGGUUUCAAUCAGCAGUCUCCUGCCAAAAUCGUAUUUUUUGUAUAAUGGGUCUUUAUCUUACUUAAUGUUUAACUGAACAUUUCUAUAGGUGAUUUUUCAUAAAAUGUAAUACAAAAUGUUCAUAAAGUAGCAUAUGUAUUGAUUGAUUAACUGAUUAAUUCAUCAAAAAAGACUAAAGGCAACACUUUAUGAAUGUUGCAUCUCUGUAGCCUUUACGUCUAUGGAGCCUUUAUGUCUAUGGAGCCUUUAAGUCUUAGCCCUUAAGGAAUAGGCUUGGGGUUCUCGAUACUGCUGUUUUGAUUUGCUAUGAUAGAUUGAUAUGGUUAUUGGAGGUACUUGGCAUCAUAAUAACGAUGGUACUGGUAUAACGGAGGUACUUCAGCAGCAAACUAAGUUACAGUAGUAACAAAACCAUCGUGAGAUAAAACAUGUUAAGAAUAGACAACCAAUGUACAUCUGGUAAAAGUUGUAGAGUUAAUCUAUAAGUAUUUGGCUUAUGUUCUGUAUAACUUCCAAAAAUUGGAACUGACGUGUAUAUUAAGGGCCGUUUAAUUUGUGCUACUGUGAAUUUUUAUAAACUCUGUAUUAAAGAUUCAUGCCAAAUUGCUUUAUGCAAUAUGAAGCCACUUUUCAGAAGCCUACUCCUUAAAUUGCAUAUUUUAUUAUGAUAGCAGAUUUAUCCUAUAAAGAAGCCUAUGAAGGAAAAAUAAUAUUUGCAACUGUGUGAUUAUAUGAUAUGGAUGACCACCAUGAAGCAAAAGAUGAGAUGCGGUGUGCAACAUCACAAGAGAAAACAAAAGUCAGAGAGGAAAGUAAAAGGAAACAGAAGCGAAGCAGAAGCAGAUCCUCCUCCAUCUCUUCCUCUACAUCUUCUAAUUCUUCUACAACCUCGUCUUCAAGAUCUUCUUCCAGGUCUUCUGCCUCACAAAGCAGAAGCAGUUCAAGUAGCAGAGAUUCUUCAAAAGUAAAAGCUAAGAAGAGGAAAAAGGAAAAACACAACAAAAAGAAAAGGAAAAAAGAGAAGAUGAAAAGAAAGAAAGAAAAGAAGAGAAAGAAAGAGAAAUCAAGUCCUGUACAGCUUUCUAAAUAUCUCAAAGAUAAAAAGAAGAAUCAUAACUACAGUAUGAUCACAGGAAAGAAAAUUAAGAUGAAAAUAAAGAAGAGUAAAAAGGAUAAAGAGCGAGAUCGGAACCGAGCAGAACUUCUUGAUUUCUUGAACUCUACUUUUUAGUGAAAAAGCUGUUAAAUGAGGACCAAUAAGUCUGUCAGCUUAUUCAGUCAUCUUGCUCCUUAAAGCACCAAAUACAAGCUCAGGGUGAAGCAUGAAAGAACAUCUUGAUGCACAAGGAGUUGAAAUUGUCCCACUAUGAAGAUAAUUGACAACUCCUUUAAAAAAGGCAAAAUAAUUGGUGACAUUUUAUCAACAAAGAGCCAUAUUGAAGUUGAAAAGAACCUAACCAAACUAGGACAAAGGCAUAAUCAUUCAUUAAAGUGAAAGGAUGUGUUGGAAUUUCGGCCUACUGUGCAUAUCCAAAUUGCAUGCAGAAUGCAACUUUACCAUCUGUUGUCCUUGAUCAUUUUUCUGAUUAAAGCCAAAUAAUAGCAGAGAAGUUCUUAAAGAAGAAUCAGACCCAUGUAUAUAGAUAUUUUUAGUAUUGAGAAUAUUUGCAAACAGCAAAAUACCUCUUUCUGAGUAGUGUACAUUCUCUAAAGCAUUGAGUAGAUUUUUUAAAUCAUUUUCUUUUGUAAAGUGUUUUCCUUUUAAAGUUAGUAAAAAACACUAUAAUUUCAGUUUAUUUAAUGAGGUGCUAGGCAUUUCAUUUAAAAACUCUGGCGUGGUACAACUAUUAAAUGAACAUUAUGAAAUUAGUUUACUGCCCACUGCUGCUUGGUUUUGUUCUUAUUUUGGGUAUGAGGAUUAUUGAUCAGUAUCAGUGAUCCUUCAGAGAUCAAUGAUCCUUCAGUAUCAAUGAUCCUUUUGAGAGGCAUGUAUCAAAGUCCACAUUAUGAAGAUCUUAGUGGGUACCAAUUUCAGUUGAGUGUAAUGGUAUGGAGAACAGAAUGCUCAAAAGAGUGGUUGUGGCAUAUAACCUCACAGUGUAUGAAGUUUCAUUUUGUGAGAAAAAUCCAAUAAAACGUACUGCUUCUGAUAUAAAUUGUUUUAGUGAAAUAUUAACAAGUGUGAAGGAAGCAUAGGGUUAGAAUGAUGCUGUUGAGAAUUACAGCUAUCACAUAGGUUUUUCUUUCCCCAAAACCUUUAAUAAGAAAAAUGUCAAAUGACUUAACAGUUUGUCUUCAUUUUUUUUAAUAUUACAUCCUUAGGUAGCUUGUUUACCACAAAAAAACAUAUAAAACAGUAAAUACUUUUACAAUUUUAAAAAAUAAUUUAUUGAAAUAAUUUUAAAUCAGUAUUGUAUAAUUUAUCAAUAAUUAAAAUAUAGUUAUUAUUCA
Ahaetulla prasina is the source of this 2947-nucleotide messenger RNA. Its product is annotated as protein FAM133-like. The record is from RefSeq and is a predicted model, not a curated record. The transcript is spliced from 7 exons. NCBI's taxonomy places the organism in Eukaryota, Metazoa, Chordata, Lepidosauria, Squamata, Colubridae. The coding region runs from base 1233 to 1727 and encodes 164 amino acids.